Brassica napus (rape) is the source of this 2268-nucleotide messenger RNA. RefSeq lists its product as uncharacterized. Gene Ontology annotation, molecular function: zinc ion binding; nucleic acid binding. The coding region runs from base 1 to 2268 and encodes 755 amino acids. The transcript is spliced from 2 exons. The record is from RefSeq and is a predicted model, not a curated record. Lineage: Eukaryota; Viridiplantae; Streptophyta; Magnoliopsida; Brassicales; Brassicaceae.
AUGGCUCCUCGACCGGGCAAAGAACCAGCCAAUGACUGGACACACUUUCAACAAUUCUUGGAAGACUUCCAAGAAAACUUUCAUGAUGAAAUCCGUAGAACAUUGGCUGAGUCAAUUCAGGCCGGAGUUCAAGCCGGAGUUCAGGCUGCGCUAACGGCGAACGCAGCAAACGCGGUAAACGCACCAAUCGCACACCCACCGCAACGACAACAUCACAACCACAAUCUUGUUUUCGAGGAACAUGAAGACGACGACGUAGACAAUCCUUUCGGGGAUCAACUUCUUCAUCAACAGUAUCAUCGACAACACCAUCAUGACAACGCUCCUCGAUGGACUUCGGGUUUAAAAAUUGAUAUCCCUGAGUUUCACGGAGGAUCGCAACCAGAGGAUUUACUCGACUGGUUUGUGGCUGUCGACGAAUUCAUUGAAUUCAAGGAAGUCCCAGAACAUAAGAGGGUGCCUCUUGUCACAACUCGCUUUCGCGGACAUGCAGCCGCGUGGUGGAGUCAACUGAAACUAUCCCGUACUCGACGUGGAAAAGAGAAGAUCUCAUCUUGGGAGAAAUUAAAAAAGUAUAUGCGCAAGACAUUCAUCCCUUUCAACUUUGAGCGUCUUCUAUUUCAAAAAUUUCACAAUAUCCGUCAAGGCUCUCGUUCCGUUGAAGACUAUUCGAAUGAAUUCUACCAGAUACUCACUCGGGUAGAUAUUCAAGACUCGGAAGACCAACUGGUGGCACGAUAUAUUGCAGGGCUGCGAACUCAACUUCAGACGGUGCUUCAUCAAUUUGAUCCAAGUUCAGUAUCUGAAGCAAGACAACGAGCACUCCUGGUAGAGCAGCAAAAUCGCUACACCGCCAAUCAAUGGAACAACAACUCAAAACCACACAGUUCAGCGACUUCAAAUGACGAAACAAAACCGUCAUCAGGUCGUGAUACUACAUAUAACACGCGGAACAAUCCUCGCGCAACGGCCAAUAUCACUACAAACGUCGACGCCAGACCGUCCCGACCAAACGCCCUACGCUGUUUCACUUGUGGGGAAAGAGGUCAUAUUCAAACUGCUUGCCCAACUCUUGGUCGUCAUGGUCUGCUCGCCUCAGAUAAGGAAAUCAACGGAUACCCCAUCUAUGAUGACGAGGACGAGAAACUAGAGGAGCUCGACGAAGAACAGGUCGCAUGGGACACCGGGACAAUGCUCAUGCUACGUCGUAAUUGCUUUGCUCCAAAGACAAGUGAAGCAUGGCAACAAACGUCAUUGUUCAGCUCAACGUGUACGGUCAAAGGGAAAGUAUGUCGUUUUGUGGUCGACUCAGGUUGCUCUGCUAACGUCGUCUCUGAGGAAGCAGUGCGCAAACUAGCACUUACUGCGGAAGCCCACCCACACCCCUACCGCCUCUUAUGGAUGCAGACAGGAGCUGAAGUCUUCGUUUCCCAACGAACCCCAGGUCGGAAGAUCACGCUGCUUCCCUCACCUGAAAAGGACCUCACGACUUGCGCCAACCAGCAACAAACGGAACCCAAGCAGAACCUUUUGAUUAUUUCGAGAGCACAGUUUGAACUCGAGCUGCGGGCUUCACGUCCCAUUUUUGCUUUGGUCGCUACGUCUCCAGCUACAUUACAACAACAAUCAACGCCAUCAACAUUUUUGCCGUUAUUACAAGAGUUUAAUGAUCUUUUUCCGGACGACCUCCCAGCUGGUUUGCCUCCUCUUCGUGAUAUACAACAUCAAAUCGAUCUUGUACCCAACGCAGUUUUACCAAAUCGGGCACAUUAUCGAAUGAGCCCUGAGGAACACGAAGAACUUCGUCGACAAGUAGAGGAUUUACUUCUCAAAGGCUAUGUACGGGAAAGCUUAAGCCCAUGUGACGUUCCAGCCUUAUUGAUAAAGAAGAAAGAUCGUUCGUGGCGCAUGUGCGUAGACAGCAGAGCUAUCAACAAAAUCACAACUCGGUACAGGUUUUCUAUCCCGCGACUUGAUGACUUACUGGAUCAGAUCGGUAAAGCAUCAAUUUUUACGAAACUUGACCUUAAAAGCGGGUAUCAUCAAAUUCGUAUCCGUCCUGGGGAUGAAUGGAAAAUGGCUUUUAAGACUCGGGAAGGAUUGUUUGAAUGGUUAGUAAUGUCGUUUGGGUUAUCAAACGCACCAAGUACCUUCAUGCGUGUCAUGAAUCAGGCCCUUCGACCGUUCAUCGGGAGGUUUGUGGUUGUCUAUUUCGAUGACAUUCUGAUUUUUAGUACCACGUUGGAGGACCACUUGAUACAUCUUUGA